Molecule: messenger RNA, 606 nt
Organism: Penicillium angulare
Lineage: Eukaryota; Fungi; Ascomycota; Eurotiomycetes; Eurotiales; Aspergillaceae
Product: dynactin subunit 5
Exons: 2
Coding region: 1-606 (201 amino acids)
Source: RefSeq, a predicted model, not a curated record
AUGCCUCCCAAAGCUGCCAAGGGCGAGUACAUUGAAACCGACACCGGUAACAAAAUCUCGCGCCGCUCACAAAUCCACGGCACACAACACAUUAUUCUCGGUGGCAAAACAGUUAUUCAAGCUGAAGCUGUGAUCCGUGGAGAUCUCUAUCGAAUUCCCUCCACAGCUGCCUCCACUGACCCAAACAACCCCCCGCAACAGCCCAAUACGCCAAGCGUCGCAAUCACAGUCGGCCGAUACAGCUACAUCUCUAAGAGCGCGAUUCUCCGCCCGCCGAGCAGAUUACAUCGUGGCGUACAUUCGUAUUACCCACUGAAGAUUGGGGAUCAUGUCUUUGUAGGCGAGUCAGCUGUCGUGGAAGCUGCGUCGCUUGGGAACCAUGUUCAUGUUGGUGCGGGCGCAACCGUCGGCAGUAUGGCUAUUGUGAAGGAUUUCUCGGUUGUUUUGGAGGGAGCUGCUGUUCCACCUGGAAUGGUUGUUCCGAGUUGGUGUGUUGUUGGCGGUCGGCCGGCUCGUAUUGUUGGUGAGGUUGGAGAAGGAUACGGGGUUGAGGGCGCUGAGGGUGGUUUGGCGAGAGAAAGAUACCGGGUUGUUGGCAAGUCAUAA